AUGGUCAAGCAAAUCGCCGGUUCCAAGGUUCUCCUGCUCGGUUCGGGCUUCGUCACCAAGCCCACCGUUGACGUUCUCAGCAAGGCUGGCGUCAAUGUCACCGUCGCUUGCAGAACCCUCGAGAGUGCCCAGAAGCUUUGUGAAGGCUUCGCCCACACCAAUGCCAUCGCCCUCGAUGUCAACGAUGCCACUGCCCUGGACAAGGCCCUCGAGCAGGUCGACCUUGUCAUCUCCCUGAUCCCUUACACCUUCCACGCCCUCGUCGUCAAGUCCGCCAUCCGCACAAAGAAGCAUGUCGUCACGACCUCCUACGUCUCCCCUGCCAUGAUGGAGUUGGACGAGGAGUGCAAGAAGGCUGGCAUCACGGUCAUGAACGAGAUUGGUCUGGACCCGGGUAUCGACCACCUGUACGCCGUCAAGACCAUCUCCGAGGUGCACGCCGCUGGUGGUAAGAUCACUUCUUUCCUCUCCUACUGCGGUGGUCUCCCCGCCCCCGAGUGCUCCGACAACCCGCUGGGCUACAAGUUCUCAUGGUCCAGCCGUGGUGUCCUCCUCGCCCUCAGAAAUGCCGCCAAGUUCUACAAGGACGGUAAGGAGUUCAGUGUCGCCGGCCCAGAACUCAUGGCCGUCGCCAAGCCCUACUUCAUCUACCCCGGCUACGCCUUCGUUGCCUACCCCAACCGCGACUCCUGCCCCUACCGCGAGCGCUACCAGAUCCCCGAGGCCGAGACCGUCAUCCGCGGCACCCUGCGCUACCAAGGCUUCCCUGAGAUGAUCAAGGUGCUGGUGGACACUGGAUUCCUCAGUGACGAGGCGCAGGACUACCUCAACUCCCCUAUCACCUGGAAGGAAGCCACCCAGAAGAUUCUGGGCGCCACCUCCUCGGACGAGAAGGACCUCGAGUGGGCCAUUACCUCCAAGACCAGCUUCGCCGACAAUGACGAGCGCAACCGCCUCAUCUCCGGCCUGCGCUGGAUCGGCCUCUUCUCCGAGGAGCAGAUCACCCCGCGCGGCAACCCGCUCGACACCCUCUGCGCCACCCUCGAGCGCAAGAUGCAGUACGGCCCCAACGAGCGCGACAUGGUCAUGCUCCAGCACAGGUUCGAGAUCGAGCACAAGGACGGCUCCAAGGAGACCCGCACCAGCACCCUGCUCGAGUACGGUGUCCCCGACGGAUACUCCGCCAUGGCCAAGACCGUCGGCGUUCCCUGUGGUGUUGCCGUCAAGCUGGUCCUCGAUGGCACUAUCAGCCAGAAGGGUGUUCUCGCCCCCAUGUCCUGGGAGAUCUGCGAGCCUCUGCUCAGGACCCUCAAGGAGGACUAUGACAUCGAGAUGAUCGAAAAGACCCUCUAA
Aspergillus clavatus NRRL 1 is the source of this 1353-nucleotide messenger RNA. It is a transcript of the gene lys9, whose product is annotated as saccharopine dehydrogenase (NADP+, L-glutamate-forming). The transcript is spliced from 6 exons. Gene Ontology annotation, cellular component: cytoplasm. Bases 1 to 1353 code for a protein of 450 amino acids. Gene Ontology annotation, molecular function: saccharopine dehydrogenase activity. Lineage: Eukaryota; Fungi; Ascomycota; Eurotiomycetes; Eurotiales; Aspergillaceae. The record is from RefSeq and is a predicted model, not a curated record.